Molecule: messenger RNA, 552 nt
Organism: Peronospora belbahrii
Lineage: Eukaryota; Oomycota; Peronosporomycetes; Peronosporales; Peronosporaceae
Source: the annotation of a GenBank genome assembly
AUGUCGUUGUUGGAGCUGCUUAAAGCCACGUUCGUGUUCGUUGCUGUCACCUCCGCCCUAGAUAGAUUGAGCGUGUCUGCAGAAUCUGACAACAACGCUACCACCAGCACCAUGCGCUUUAAUCAGACGAGUGCAACGCUCGACUACCACGUGGUUAUGCUCGAUGCUGUGAACAAGGAGCGCAUUGCUCAUGGACUACCAAGCUUAUGCAGGAACAUCAAGCUGAGAAAUGCUGCGCUGUUACACGCCAAGGACAUGGCCACGAACGAUUUUGUGAAUCAUACAGGAUCAAAUGGCUCGAGCAUAAUAAUGCGAGCCGAAGCUCAGGGCUAUGAAUGGAAUUCCCUUGCGGAAAACAUUGCUGCUGGUCAGGCAUCUGUGGGCAGUGUGAUGAGGUCAUGGAUGAAUUCUCCGCCUCAUCUUGCCAAUGUCCUGAGCACCGCCAUCACGAUGUUCGAAGUCGGCUACUAUUUCGUGGCUAACAGUACGUACAAGCACUACUGGACUCAGUUUUUCGGAUCGAGUAGCAUUGAGAAGUGUAGUUCAGUCUAA